Molecule: messenger RNA, 1579 nt
Organism: Dendronephthya gigantea
Lineage: Eukaryota; Metazoa; Cnidaria; Anthozoa; Malacalcyonacea; Nephtheidae
Product: ephrin type-A receptor 4a-like
Exons: 14
Coding region: 40-1521 (493 amino acids)
Biological process (GO): cell surface receptor protein tyrosine kinase signaling pathway; multicellular organism development; protein phosphorylation
Cellular component (GO): signaling receptor complex
Molecular function (GO): ATP binding; transmembrane receptor protein tyrosine kinase activity
Source: RefSeq, a predicted model, not a curated record
GAAAAACUAACGUCACCACUCGGAAUCAUAUUAUAGAUCAUGUUUCAUCGACAUGUCUGCCCUCGCUGGCUUUUUCACGGAUUUCUGUUGUUUUUCUUGUACUCUGUGGGAAAGUCUGCAACAACACCAACAGCAAAAGACGAUUCUGUGGAUAAACUGGACAAUACAAUCAUAUAUAUCAUUGUGGGCGUUGGUCUGCUUUUUCUGUUCACUGUUACCAUCGUGGUUAUCGUGUCUUUAUACCAGAUGAAAGAUUCUCCUGGAGCUCAGGUUGCUAAAGGGGUUGAAAGGAUGGAUGGCGCCCAAAGACGAAACGAGGUCCAAGGAGGAUAUCCUUCAACUACUUUAGGGCAAUUAGAGACUGCAGCGGCAAUAAUUCAUAGACAAAGUGGUUACCCCAGUGCUCUUUCUGACGGGCGACCGGUAGUUGUAAAUACAAACGUCCAGAGGUAUAGCGGCGUUUCCAAUCCAAGACAAUCUACGGCAUCAGAUCGGCCAGGACCAGAAGUCUACGUAUUAAAUGAUCACCAAAGAAAUAGCAGGAUCUCCCAGGAUGGAGCUUUCCAAUUAAGCCCGAUCAUUCCCGAAGAGCGACCGACGUGGUGGGAAAUACCCCAGGAUAAGCUGAAGAUCUACUGGGACAAUGUUCUUGGGUCUGGACAAUUUGGAGUCAUACUAAUGGGAGAGGUGAUCAAAGGGCGCCGAGAAAUUAUUUGCGCUGUGAAAACUUUAAAACGAGAAGCGACGACAAACGAAAGAGAAAGUUUGAAAACUGAAUUGAAGAACAUGUCCAAUAUGGAUUCUCAUCCUUACAUUGUGAAUUUGAUUGGAGCUCAAACAAGAGAUGGUGAAUUCAAUGUGGUGGUAGAAUACUGUGCCAACGGUGACUUGUAUAAUUACGUGAAAAAGAACAGACUUGAUCUAUCCUCGCAGGGCCUUAAGGGAACUGGCACGACGAUAGAAUACGUCACCAGAUUGAGAAUUUCAUUCGACAUCGCGAAUGGCAUGGCUUACCUGGCGACAAAAGGGUUUAUUCACCGUGAUCUCGCAGCCCGCAAUGUGCUGCUGGAUGGAGAACUACGAGCGAAAGUCUCUGAUUUUGGUCGGUCUCGUGACGUCAGCGCUACUUUCAAAACUAUUCAAAGUUUUCGCAAGAACGAGCCAGUCCCAACAAGAUGGAUGCCUGUGGAAACAUUGCGUAAGCAGGAAUUCACCUCAAAGAGUGACGUAUGGUCCUUUGGAGUUUUACUAUGGGAGAUCGAAAGUGGAGGUAUCCGGCCGUACAAUGACUUGGACACUUACAGGCAAGUUGUAAACAAAGUGGUUAACGAGGGGUACAGAUUGCAAAAACCUUAUUACUGUCCAGACGUCAUCUACGAGAUAAUGAAAGAAUGUUGGAAAAUUGACCCGGACGAGAGGCCAACGUUUACGCAGAUCGCCACAAAUCUUGGCAACUUGCUACAGGCAAACAUGCCUAGCCAAAUACAUUACACCACAAUGCCCACUUUGCCUCGUGCAUAAAAAGAUUUAUUUUAUAACUGUAGCUAAUAAAUUCCAAUGAUUGAAACCAGGCCAUUUC